AUGCUAAACGUAUCAGUAGAAGAUUCUCUUUCUAAUGGCACUAUUAAGAUAUGGAUAUCUGAAUUCAAUCAUGAAAAAACAAGCUUAGAAGAUGAUCCAUGCAGUUUCGCCUUAAAAAAUGCAACGACCAAAGAAAUCAUUAAAAAAGUCCACGAGAUGGUAAUGAAUGAUAAAAAAUUAUUAGUCAAGGAGAUAGCUGAGAAGAUGGAGAUUUUUGUGGAAUAA
Strongyloides ratti is the source of this 225-nucleotide messenger RNA. RefSeq lists its product as hypothetical. The coding region runs from base 1 to 225 and encodes 74 amino acids. Lineage: Eukaryota; Metazoa; Nematoda; Chromadorea; Rhabditida; Strongyloididae. The record is from RefSeq and is a predicted model, not a curated record. The transcript has a single exon.